Molecule: messenger RNA, 1083 nt
Organism: Rotaria sp. Silwood1
Lineage: Eukaryota; Metazoa; Rotifera; Eurotatoria; Philodinida; Philodinidae
Source: the annotation of a GenBank genome assembly
AUGAUCAAUAUAAUACAAGUAAGUGUAUCAAUUGAUUCAUCAAAUAGUUGGAUUGUUCAAAAUGAAAAUGAAGGCUUCAUUAUUGAUUGUGGUUGUUAUUGGGAACAUGGUUUAGUACUUGGUCAAAAAUGGCGUGAAAAAUUUUCUAAUGGUACAUUACCAUCAUUUAUUUUUCUUACACAUACACAUCCAGAUAAUAUUCUUGGUCUUGUUAGUCUUUUGAAUGAAUUGAAUGUUACUCAAUUACCAGUUUAUGUUAGUAAUUCAGGUGCUUUAAAUGAAAUGAAUUAUUGGCUAGAAAUUUGGCGUCGAAUUAAUCCAUUUGAAACAUCAAUAUUACUUGAUCAACGUCAAUCACCUGAUCAAUUUUUAUAUAAUGAUCAUAUUAAAGUACUUGAUCGUCCAUUAACUAUAUUUAAUAAUGAACAAAUACAUAUCAUUUCAAAUUUUCCCACUGCUGAAUCAAUUCAUUCAUCAAUGAUUUAUAUACCUUCAAUAAAAGCUUUAUUUACUGGUGAUCUUGUUGUUGUACGUAGUCAUUUAUUUGUAUCACCAUCGGAUACUUAUCCUGAUUCAGAUAAUCAUGUAUGUAAUUGGAUAGGUAUUUUACAAAGUCUUAGUUGUACAUUUUCGGAAUCUACAAUUAUUUAUCCAGCACAUGGAGAUGGACCAUCAACAAUGUCAUUUAUUGAUACAAUCGAUACAAAUAUACGAUGGUUAACUUAUAUGAGAGCACUUGUCUUUAAUUCAUGUAAUACAACAUUUGUUAUGCGUAUAUUAGAAGAUGUUUUUCGUAAUUAUUCAAAUAUCGAACAAUCACGUGCAUCUCUUGCUAAUCGAAUUCCACAAUCAGCUAUGGCAAUGGGUUGUAAAUGUUCUCAAAAUUCUCCAAAUACUUGUGGUGGUCUUCAACCACCUACAUGUCAAUUUAUACCAAAAAAUAAAACUCAAUCAUUAGAAUCAAUUGCUAUGCCUAUUGGUUGUAUUCAUAAAAAAUUAUUUUCAUCAUGCUUACGUCUCGAAAUUAAAUAUUCUAUUCUGUUCAUUAUACUUUUAAUAAAUAUAACUUUUAAUAUAUUUUAA